Molecule: messenger RNA, 3142 nt
Organism: Solea solea (common sole)
Lineage: Eukaryota; Metazoa; Chordata; Actinopteri; Pleuronectiformes; Soleidae
Product: UDP-glucuronosyltransferase 1-6-like
Exons: 9
Coding region: 838-2511 (557 amino acids)
Molecular function (GO): UDP-glycosyltransferase activity
Source: RefSeq, a predicted model, not a curated record
AUUUUUCAUUCAACUUGUGAUUUGUUGUGUUUGUGAGCUGUAACAUUAGUGGGUAAAAACAGUUUUGGUACGGUAUUUUUUUAUAUCAUUAUUCUCAUUUUCAUUGAGGAAACGUGUGACACAUGAUAGAUCUGUGAGAAAUAGUGCUGCAACAGAUCUGUACGGCUGGAGUCCAGUACUGCAGACACGGACCCUCUAUGAGAGUCACAGCGGCACACAUCUGGUGCAGGUACUGACAGGAGCAGUAGCAGAGUGGAAGCUAGAGAGGCCCAAAAGCAACAACCCAGUCACCACAGUUAAUACGAGAAACCAAGUUAAUGCAGUGUUGAAGCUGGACUGGGGCCACAGAUAGGGUGCUUUGCACAGGUGUUACAUUUGGCAUCCAUGAUGACAUAGACAUGUUUAAAAUAAAAAAACAAAAGAAACUGAAAGCAAAUUUAUAUUUGUCUUUUUAUCUUUGCCUUUUUGUGUUGUUUUUGAUCCAAAAAAUUAUCCGAUCCGUGACUCAGAAACCUAGAGAGAAACAGAGAUGUUCUCUUCUGUCUGUAGAAUAAGAUGUGUACCUAUCAAUGCAAUGAUGCAUCUAAAUUGACACACCUUUAACAAACAUUGUGCCUCCUGCGAUUUCAAUACAAUUUAAAUUAUUUGUUCAGCCCUAGAGUUUCCUCCAUUGAAAAACACAGGUCAUCCAGUCGGAAACCUGGAGAGGAGGAGGAGCUUGAGGGUGGGAAUUGAUUUAUAAUGAUUUACAAAGGGCAUUCUCUUCUCACUCAUAUGCUCACACGUUUCUCUGUAGAGAUACAGUGAGGUCUGCACCAGCAGGAGGAAAAGAGAACAAUGUGGAAAGCAGCAGUGUUUGUGUUGCUGCUGUUGAACAUGGACACACAGGUGAACGGUGCUGCAGGUGACACGAAGGACUCUGUGAAGGAAAAGCCCAGACCUAAGACACAGGUGAAGACAGAAGAGGCUGGAGCCAGUGGCAGCAUUCCUGCAAAACAAGCUGCCUCUGCAGCCUUCCUGGGUAAUUUGCUUGUGAUACCCAUGGAUGGGAGUCACUGGAUGACCACUAAGGCCAUUGCCCAACAAAUGGGUCGUCGUGGACACCGGGUCACUGUUGUGAUACCAGAGGUCAGCAUGCGCAUGGGCCCGGGGAAGCACUAUGACACCGUGACCCACCCUGUUCCUUAUGACACAGCUUUUAUAGAGUCUGUGCUGGCCUCACAGAAGGAAAUCAUGCAAAACUCGGGACUCUCUUUCAUGGAGAAGACAAAGAAAAAAAUUGCACAUUUCCAGGGAAUUAUAGGAUUACUGCACUCAACCGCAGAGAGUCUACUGUUCAACGCCAGCUUAAUCUCACACCUGGCACAGCAGGGCUUUGAUGCAGUGCUGACAGACCCCGCCGUACCCACGGGUGUACUGAUUGCUCGGAAAUUAGGCAUCCCCGUUGUUAAUCUACUGAGAGGAAUCCCGUGUUCCCUGGAAAUGAAGGCCGCAGGCUGCCCUUCUCCACCUUCAUAUGUGCCUCGCUUCUUCACGCGAUACACUGAUAAAAUGACCUUCAAGGAGAGAACUGUCAACACCUUGAUAGCUUUGCUGGAGCCACUGCUUUGCAGACUGAUUUUCUGGCAUUUUGACCAUGUCACCCAUCAAUUCCUGGGAGAGCAGGUGGGCGUAGCUGAGGUGCUGUCAAACUCUGAUAUCUGGCUGCUGAGGAUUGAUUUCACACUGGAGUUCCCACGUCCUCUCAUGCCAAACGUAAUACUCGUUGGUGGUAUCAACUGCAACGUGAGAGCUCCUCUACCUGAGGAUUUGGAGACCUGGGUGUCAGGAGAGCACGGGUUCAUAGUGUUCACUUUGGGCACCAUGGUGUCAGAUCUGCCAGAAGAAACCACCUCCAUCUUCCUGGAGGCCUUCGGACAGAUACCACAGAAAGUGAUAUGGAGAUACACUGGUCACCUUCCUGACAAUGUCCCAGAAAACGUGAAGAUUAUGAAAUGGGUCCCUCAGAAUGACCUACUAGCACAUUCUGGAGCCCGGGCUUUCAUCACUCAUGCUGGCUCCAAUGGACUUUUUGAGGGACUCUGUCAUGGUGUUCCCAUGGUGAUGCUGCCAUUAUUUGGGGACCAGCCCGAUAAUGCAGAGAAGAUGGUGAAAAGGGGAGCAGGAGUUGUGUUGGAUAUUACUUGUAUCACUACAGAAAGCCUUCUUCAAGGAUUGAAUGAGGUCAUAUAUGAUGUCAGGUAUAAAGAAAACAUGCAGACGCUGUCAGCUCAGCAUAAAGACCAGCCAAUUCAGCCACUGGACCUUGCUGUAUACUGGACAGAAUACGUGAUGCGGCACAAAGGGGCAAAACAUCUCAAGUCAGCUGUCCAUGAGCUUAACUGGAUCCAGUAUUUCUGCCUGGACGUGAUAGCGACACUAGCAACCAUAGUUUUAGUUUUUGGAAUACUUACAAUAAAAUGCAUGAAAAUGUGUUUCCGGAAACUAAGCAGGAAAAACAAACAGGAUUAGCAGGGUUCUAUAACUCAGUAACACUUUGUUGUUGAAUGUCUGGUACGGCUUAAGAAGAAUAACUGAACAAGAUUCAGUGGCCAAAAAGACAUUUAAUAAAGAAAUAUACAUAAUAUUAUCACACUACAUUACGGUCUGGCUUUGUGGGACAACUUUAAGAAUUAAUGGCCACCCUUCUUUGGUGGGAACAUAGUGUAUUCUACAGCCAGAGCGACAGCAAAGGCAGCAAAUCCCCACUUGAAUCCUCUGAGCAGCACAUCUGACAGAGUCACAGCACGAGCAAACCCGCCCGAGUAUCUCCAUGCCUCAUUACUGCAGAGAGAGGAAGAGGAGACAGAAGGACAGGGAGCAGUGUCAGGAGCCAUACUGGAGACAAAACAAUCCCGACAGUACCUCAUGUGGGCAAAAAUACUAACCGUAACCACGGGUCCUUGAGGCCCCUGUUUGCAAGUCUCUGCUUCGUGAAUUCCAGCGGUGUUCCCUCCACUUUCCACUGACGCCAGUCUGGCAAUGGCACCUUGUUGUGGCCGUGGUCACCUCCCAUACUGCAAAAAAUAUACAUAUCCAACUUGUUAGUAGUUUUUAGUGUAAUCUGAAAGCCAGUCAAUAAAAACAGAUCUGACUUAUAAAA